Diorhabda carinulata is the source of this 772-nucleotide messenger RNA. RefSeq lists its product as uncharacterized. Bases 23 to 583 code for a protein of 186 amino acids. Lineage: Eukaryota; Metazoa; Arthropoda; Insecta; Coleoptera; Chrysomelidae. The transcript has 2 exons. The record is from RefSeq and is a predicted model, not a curated record.
GACAUGACAUUGACAUUUUGUGAUGGCAGAUCAUGUCUUUUACCCACUUUUAAAAAUAUCAAAUUCUAUUGAACUUCAAAAGUUUCUACAUGAAUGUAUAGAUGACUUAGUGGAGAAACGUAAGAUCAAAUUUGACUACUAUAAUACCAGUCCUAUCGAGUGGACUGAAGAUGAUUUCCACAACGCCAAAAAGAGUGUACAGGCAUUUUACAAACAAUGUACCAUAAAAAAAAGAUUUGAAAUAAGCCCAGAUGAUAUCGCAGAAGAUGUUAAAGAAGCUCUAAGAUGUUGCUUUGAUAUUAGAAAACAAGAAAUAUUUCAGUUUUUAGCAAAAAUGUAUAUAAUAAAAGGUGGAAAUAUCUUCAUAGAAAAUAUAGAUUGGAGGUUAAGAUGGGUGUUGGGGUCUUCGGAUUUGAUUACAUUAAAAGAACCAUAUUUACAGAUUGAUUUCAAUGGAAUUAAGGAUAAUAGUGGACAUACUGAAAAUACUUUUGUAUCCUUUGAAGCUACUUUAGAACAAGUGGACCAACUAAUAAUGGAAUUGAAACAUUUGAAAACAGAAUUGAGUGAAUUGUUAAAUUGAUAUUACAAUUUUUUCUGAUAAGUUUGCUUUCAUAUAGAACAUAUGUGAAAGUUGAUACAACUCAUCAAACUGAAUUACUUGCAUGUGUAUUUUGUAAGCAUCAUUUAGAUUUUAUUCAAUUCUAUGUGGUCAAAGAAUUUUGUAAUGACUAUUUUAUACAUUAUUUAAAUAAAAAAUUGGUUAACUGUG